This is a messenger RNA of Zymoseptoria tritici IPO323, 3930 nucleotides long. RefSeq names its product putative ABC transporter. Gene Ontology annotation, molecular function: ATP hydrolysis activity; ATP binding; ABC-type transporter activity. The record is from RefSeq and is a predicted model, not a curated record. Gene Ontology annotation, cellular component: membrane. Bases 1 to 3930 code for a protein of 1309 amino acids. The transcript is spliced from 4 exons. NCBI's taxonomy places the organism in Eukaryota, Fungi, Ascomycota, Dothideomycetes, Mycosphaerellales, Mycosphaerellaceae. Gene Ontology annotation, biological process: transmembrane transport.
AUGGUGGACAGAGCAGCCGAAGCGGCACGCAGACGCUCACGCUCUGCUUCGUCGAUGGAGCGGCGUGGCGAUGACCAUACAUCCCGCCGUUCACAGGGCGAUGCCCUUGGACCAGCAAAUGGCCCAGCGCCUCUGGGCAUGCCCCAGGCUCGGUCUACCGAAGUCUCGACACCACUGCAGACCGUGUAUCGUCGACUGCUGGGACUCAACCCAUUCAAGACUACGUACUUGAAUCUCUACGACUCUCUCGACACCGUUCUGGACAGAUCCAUUGCAAUCGGGAGUGCCGUCUUCGCUGUCGCCGCUGGUGUCCCAUUGCCAGUCAUUGGGUAUAUAUUCGGUCAAAUCAUCAACGAGUUUCCUCCACCGGAAGCCGCCCUUCAUGACAGAUUGGUGCAACUCCUCGGUGUGGCUGUGGCAUACUUUGUCGUCACGACGAUAUAUUGUAUUGGAUUCGGUCUGACAUCCGAGACUGUGUCCGUGAAGCUGCGUAGAAAGCUUCUGGAAUGCCUCCUUCAUCUGGAUCAGGCGUAUCUCGACACGCAUACCAUCGACGUCAGCGGCCUGCUUACGGAGAAGAUGGACACUAUCCAGGCAGGCUGCUCUGAAAAAGUCGGCAUCUUCAUUCAAGCGCUCUCUUACUUUGUGGCAGCAUUUGUCGUUGGCUUCUUGCUGGAUGCAGAACUUACAGGCAUCUUGCUUGCUUCGGUCGUUCCAGCCGUAUCGAUUUGCUUUUUCGUACUCACUCCCCUCGUCGCCAAGUACAACCGCGCUGCGAACGAGAAGAACGACCAGGCCAACGACAUUGCUGAGGGUGCACUAGGUGCAGUCAGAAUCGUGCAAGCCUUCGACAUGAUUACAGGACUAUGCGCAAGGCAUCUGGAACUUCUCAACGCAGCGACCAAGACGAAUGCCAAAAAGGCCAUCCUUGCAGCCCUCCAGGCUGGUGCGGUCUACUUUAUUGCAUACGCUACAAAUGCACUGGCAUUCUAUGUGGGAAGUCGACGGACGAAUGGAGGCAACGCAGGAACAGUCUACGCCGUCAUCCUACUCAUCUUGGAUGCCUCGUUCGUGGUCGGCCAAUUCGCUCCUUUCCUUGAGAUAUUUGCUCGCGCUGCAUCGGCCAAGGAUACCAUCCAAGACCUCAUAGAUGCCAGGAAUGAUCCGAACAAUGCCAGUACAUUCCGGAAAACAGACCACAAGCCUUCACUCCACGGCCAAGACAUCCAAUUCAAAGACGUUGUUUUCCAAUAUCCUGCCCGGCCAACCGUCAGGACUCUGAACGAGGUCUCCUUCACCUUGAACAAUGGCAAGUUUACCGCAAUUGUAGGCACAUCUGGAGGCGGCAAAUCGACCCUGGUUGCGCUGUUGCUCGGCAUCUACGACUACAGCGGCCACAUUCUUGUCGGUGACGACGAUGUACAGAAGAUCGACUCUGGUUACCUUCGCUCGCAGAUCGCCGUCUUGGAUCAAGAUACAAUCUUGUUCUCGGGCACAAUCUUCGACAAUGUGUGCUACGGCAUCAUGGGACAGAGCCUCACAGAGGAUGAGAAGAGAUCUCGCUGCACUCAGGCAUUGAAAGAUGCCAACGUCGAUUUCCUGGAACAACUACCAAAUGGCGUCAACACACGCCUAGGAAAUGAGCUCCAGUUGUCGGGUGGUCAACGCCAAAGGAUAUGCCUUGCCCGCGCGCUGAUCAAGAAUCCAGCGAUCCUCGUGCUGGACGAGCCAACCAGCGCACUAGACGCACGAAGCGAAGUGGCCGUCGUGGACGCAGUCAAAAAGGUGGCGUCGAAAGGGACGACCGUGAUCAUGAUCGCACAUCGACUGUCGACGACACUGGACGCAGAUCAUAUCAUUGUCAUGAGCGACGGAAAAGCUGUGGAGCAGGGUUCACCACGCGAGCUGUCGGGCGAGGGAACAAUCUUCCGUGGUUUAUUGGAUGCACAGAAGACGACAUUUGACCAAGACAGAGAAGAGUCGCCGGAGAAGACCGAAGUCCUGCGCAAAGAGUCCAGCUUCAGUGACCUGACGAAAAGCGAAGAAAAGGUCACAAACGCAGCGACCUCGAAGACAGAAGAACUUCCACCGAUGGGUCUUCUAACGGUGGCCAAACGACUAGGAGGUAUCAUUAGGCCCGACUCGAUUCUCGUGGCAUCUGGACUUGUGGCGUCCGUCAUCAGCGGAGGCAUCAUGAUCGGCCAAGCCAUCGUGUUUGGAAACUUGAUCACCGUCCUCAACACUGGCACUGCCAGCCCUUCCUUCUACAGCGACGUGAAUUUCUACUCGCUGAUUUUCUUCAUCUUGGCCCUCAUCGCGCUCGGCUCGUACGUUGGGAGUGGGAGUGCUUUCGGAAUCACCUCGAGCCAUGUGACCGGAAGCGUCAAGGCUCGCAUGCUGCACAAAUUAUUGCACCUCGACAUUCGAUGGUUCUCCGAGCCAGGACACUCUACCCAGGAACUUCUCUCAAGCUUCACCAAGGACCCAUCCGAUCUUUCCGCAUUGGGUGGCGUGGCGCUGGGUGCCAUUUUCUCGAUUAUUACCUCGACGAUUGGCGGCGUUGUAUUGUCACUCGUCGUGGCGUGGAAGAUUGCCGUGGUCUUGCUCGCCGCCGUGCCUGUCAUGGUCCUUGCUGGUUACGCCAGACUCCGAAUCUUGACGGCGUCGGAGAACAAGCAUCGCGAAGCUUUCAGUGAAGCCACUGGACUCGCCGCGGAAUCGUGUCGCAAUCGUCGCGCGGUCACAGCUCUCUGCCUUGAAGCGCAUCUGCUCGAAGAGUACGAGGAAGCCCUUCGCAAACCGCAUCGAGAGAUCCAGACUUUCAUCUACUUGUCUAGCACGCUGCUCUCGUUCUGCUUUUCCAUCACAUACUUUGUCUACGCUUUGGCGUAUUGGUGGGGAGCGAGACAGGUCCGAAACGGCACAUACUCAAGCACGGCAUUUUUCAUCGUGCUGCCAGCACUUCUUUUCUCUGCACAAUCGGCAGGCCAAUUCUUCAGCCUGAGUCCGGAGAUUGCGCGAGCGAAGACUGCCGCAAGAAGCAUCUUCACACUGCUAGACGCAAAGACGCAGAUCCUGCUUCCUAGCAGUUUAGAGCGCCUGAAGGAGAGAUCUUCGACGACGUCCUCCGUGAGCACAGACCUUGUCAGCCAAACAGCAGUGAACGGCGUGGGAUCAGAUGGGAAGAUUGCAAAGCUGAGAUUCGAUGGGGUCUCGCUCACGUACCCUAAUUCCUCGCAGCCGUCACUCAACAAGAUCGAUCUGUCCAUCGGAGCCGGCGAAUCUGUGGCAUUCGUCGGGCCCUCGGGGGCAGGCAAAUCAUCGACGGUAGCGCUCAUCGAGCGGUUCUACGACACGACCGCCGGGUCCGUACUCUACGAUGGAGUCAACAUCCGCGAGAUGGACGUCAGAAAGCUGAGAAGCCACAUGGGUCUGGUAUCUCAGGAUCCAGAUCUCUUCACCGGCUCUGUUCUUUACAACGUGAAAUUGGGGGCGCCUUCCGGCGAGACUGUUUCUGACGAGCAAGUCAUCGCAGCUUGCAAGAAGUGCGGUCUGCACGACUUCAUCACGAGUCUACCAGAUGGCUACAACACCGACUGCGGAUCGAGCAGCUCCUCACAACUGAGUGGAGGUCAGAAGCAAAGGCUCGCAAUUGCCCGGGCUCUCGUCCGCGAUCCGGACGUUCUGUUGCUAGACGAGCCAACGUCUGCAUUAGACGCACACAGCGAGGCCCACGUCCAAGCAGCACUCGCCGAAGCCGCCAAAGGCCGCACUACGGUGAUCGUCGCUCACCGCCUGGCCAGCAUUCAGCACGUGGACAAGAUCUUUGUAUUCGAAUCCGGAAGAGUGAUCGCACACGGUACGCACGCCGAAUUGGUCGCCGAGGGUGGGUUGUACGCCAGCAUGGCCAAGGCGCAAUCCCUCGCGUAG